UACGUUAUUUUCUUUACGACAAAUAAUAAAAAAUUUGAACAUUUGAGGAAAAAAAUGACAGUCCAUCAUAAUAACUUUCGAUCCGUCAGUGUUUGACAUAUUAUGAUGCAUUUCGAUGAAAGUUCUCAUUUGAUAGCCGGUUGCGCGUGCCGCGCUAUGAUUGGGCGAUGAACUCUCUAAAUCCAGUAUUUUGUGCUCUCUAUUUGCACAUUCAGCCAGUGGCUGUCAAAGAUCUUAAUACUGAUGCGCUUAACCUCUACUUAUAGCAGAUAAGACCGGUAUUUUGGAAACCUGGCUCUGUUUAUGUGUCAAUGUGUUUGUUUACUUAAAUUUUUUGUUCGAUAAUUCAGUUUUUCGUGGUGUUGAUGCGAUUAUUGUAAAUUAUAAUCUUUUGUUCGUGUUUUCUAUUCACUUGUGAAUAGUGAUUUGUUUCACAGUGACGUUUGAAGAUUAAAAUGUCAUAUAUUUUUAUCAUUUGUGUCAUCUAAGAACGACGCAAUCAACAAGUAGAGCCCAGCUCGAUACUUAAAUCUAUUUUUGUGAAUAAAAUUUAUAAAAAUUAAAGAUGUUUUCCAUUCAGCAAUCAAUUGGAUUAUUAGUUUAUUUAUCAAGAUUAACCAAUAAAUUCACGAAAAAGCCAACACGUGAAUUAUUAUUUAUAUAUUUUUUACUCAAGAGAUUUCAAAGACUGUUAAAGAUGGAAUUACAAUUGUAUUGUUUACCUAAAAAAUUAUAUGUUACAUACAUAACAAAAUUCAAAGAAUGUAAUGAAAAAUUCAUAGAUGAUGGUUUAUAUAUUUUAUGUAACAACAAAGAUGUGGAUAAAUCAAAAAACUGGUUUUAUUUGUGCUCAAAAAAAUCUAGAAAAAAAUAUAAGGUAGCAGUUUUGUUUGUAGACUACCUUCCAUUAAAUACAAUCUAUGUAUCAGAAGUUUUAAAAAAUAAUCUAAACAAACAUUUCAAAGCAAUACCUGAAGAAGAUUCAACAUAUUUUUUAUUUUCAGUAAAUGAUGAAGCUAUAUCAUAUGCCACUGAAGUAAAAAUAUCAUUGAUAAAUAGUCCAUCUGAAUGUACAGAAGAACUGUUGAAUCAACUAUUGAAGAGUUACUUUUUAGUGCCAAAAUAUCUACGCCCAAAUGAUAUUUUACAAAUUACUGUCAAAGAUUAUGUUCCAGAAGCAACAUAUUGUGUAUCUAAUUCAAAGUUAAAUUUAUUAUUUUUUAAAGUAAAUGAUAUUCGAAUAGGAAAAGAUAAGGCCAAAGACGGUAGUUUUGUUGUAUAUGGUAAAACGUCACUUAUAGAAGAGAAAAAUAUACAUAGUUAUCUUCCAUGUAAAUGCAUCUGUGAUAUUCUUAAUGAAGAAAAAAUAAGUUUUUGUUCUUGGCCUCCAAUUUUAAUAGGUCAACUCUUGCAAAUCCAAUCAUGCGUUAUGCCUUUUUUACAGAAUGAAACUAAAAUUGAUGUAAAACCUGUAUUUCUUGUGGAGGGUCCGACUGGUUGUGGUAAAUCACGUCUUGUCAAACUAGCAGCAGAAACAUUGGGCUUAAAUAUAUUUGAAGCUAAUUUAAUUGAUAUUCAAGCCCUUACAGCAGCACAAACUGAAGCAAAAUUAAGAAUCAUUUUAUAUGAGGCAGAACAAUGUCUACCAUGUAUCCUCUUGCUCCAUAAUAUUGAGGUACUUGGCAUCAAUGCAGAAGGUCACAAAGAUCAAAGAGUCAUUGCAUCUUUCUCAGAAGCUUUAAAAAAAUUGUACAGAAAAAAGUUAAAUUUUCCUCUCAUUAUUUUUGCCAUAUCAAGUGAGUCAGAAAUGGCUAUAGAUACUGAGUCAACUUUCGUCGACAAAAUUACAAUCGAAAGUUUAACACAAAACGAAAGGAUUGAAAUAUUAUCUUGGGUCGCUCAAAUGAAUGGUCUAAAAUGCGAGGCUGAUUUACAAAAAAUAUCUAAAAUGUGUUCAGACUUCGUCCUCGCUGAUUUAGAAGCUUUAGUAUCGCACGCCACAAAGAGCCGCUUGAAACUUGUCGAUAGUACUCAAAAGCAGGAUGCUGAUUUGACUCUAACAACCGAAGAUUUCGUCAGUGCUUGCGAAUACAUGCAAUCAACGUUUGCCGAUCAGAUUGGAGCACCAAAAGUACCGAAAGUUCACUGGGACGAUAUCGGUGGCUUAGCUGAAUUGAAACGCGAAAUCAUGCGUCGCAUCGAGAUGCCUCUGCUCAAUAUUUCCGGUAUGAACAGAUCCGGACUUUUAUUGUACGGUCCUCCUGGCACUGGUAAAACCUUGUUAGCCAAAGCUGUCGCGACGGAAUGUCAGCUCCACUUUUUAUCGGUCAAAGGUCCGGAACUUUUGAAUAUGUAUGUGGGUCAGAGCGAAAAGAACGUCAGACAAGUUUUUGAGCGAGCUCGUGCGGCCUCGCCUAGUAUCAUCUUUUUCGACGAGCUUGACUCUCUGGCACCGAAUCGUGGUCGGUCCGGUGACAGUGGCGGAGUUAUGGAUCGCGUAGUUUCGCAACUUCUUGCCGAAAUGGACGGAUUAGAGAGCGAGGGUCGUGUCUUCGUGAUUGGCGCUACGAAUCGGCCCGAUCUGGUUGACCCUGCACUCCUGCGUCCCGGCAGAUUUGACAAGAUGCUCUACGUCGGCGUUUACUCCGAUGCUGCCUCGCAGAUCAGCGUCCUCGAGGCUUUGACCAAGCACUUCAAUUUGAAGAGAGGCGGAGAGGAGUUGAAGGAACUGGUGGAAAAUUUGCCGAGAAAUCUUACCGGUGCGGACCUAUACUCCGUCUGCUCGAAUGCCUGGCUGCGAGCCGUUAGAAAACUCAUGGUAAAGGUCGACAUAAAAAGAAGAGAUACCGUUUCGUCUGAUGAUGUUAUCGUUGAAUUGGAUGAUUUUCUUGAGGUAGUGGGAGAACUCGUUCCAAGUGUCAGCGAAGAGGAGCUUAAGAGGUACGAAAAGCUCAGAGAUGAAUUGUCGUCACGUGGUUGAGAAAUUUUUUAUUACGGUUUUUAUGGUUUUCUGUUCUUACGAUGUUAUACUUUAAGGUUCAAAGUUAUAUUGAAU
Trichogramma pretiosum is the source of this 3055-nucleotide messenger RNA. RefSeq names its product peroxisome assembly factor 2 (gene Pex6). The transcript has 6 exons. Gene Ontology annotation, cellular component: cytosol; peroxisomal membrane. Bases 566 to 2980 code for a protein of 804 amino acids. Lineage: Eukaryota; Metazoa; Arthropoda; Insecta; Hymenoptera; Trichogrammatidae. Gene Ontology annotation, molecular function: ATP binding; ATP hydrolysis activity. The record is from RefSeq and is a predicted model, not a curated record. Gene Ontology annotation, biological process: protein import into peroxisome matrix.